AGCCUGAAUACAUCCUGUUCCAGAAUGGACUUUAUCCAAAGAAACAUCCAAAGAAUGCAGGCAGGAGUAUGUGAGGUUUCAAACAACCGUUGAUCAGACAAAGUAAGGACAAGUUCUGUAAAACGUUUAAAUCUUUUGCACACUUACAUUACCAGAAAGUUACCUAAUGAAGAAUGUUUGUUUACUUAUUUUGUAUGAAUACUCUUCAAGCAACAUAGCUGUUUCUGACAGUACCCGGUUCAAUUAGACAUUCUCCAUUCCUUAGGCACUGUUGCAGGAAGUAAGAUGAAUAAGUGCCAAAUUCUGAGAGCACAUUGCAAAAACAAGCUUGAGGGCAUGAUGUGCAUUAAUAAUUGAAAAAUUAAAAGAGCAUCUGAUAACAAUCAUUCCUCUGCAGUUUGAAAUGCCUCUGAUACUGAACUGCUUUCUCAACACCUUAUGGCUUUAAUUUAAUGCAUGUGUCAGCAGUCAGGAAUCUAGAGUACCAAGCAAUGUUAGAGGCUUCAAAGACAGAAUGAUUUUCUGUCCAUAUGAGCUCUUAUCUUUAAUACAAAGUGCUCUGCUAAAAUGUUAAAAGUAUGGAUAUUGUUCACGUCUGAUCUAAAAAUGUGAUCUCUUUUUGAAGUUGCAUUCUGAGGGAGACUUUAUGCCACAAAUAAAGCUGUCCAAAAAGUCAUGAAGCUUCAACAGAGAAUGAACUCAAGGUGAUUUGACGUCAGCAUUCUGAGAAACGGCAAAGCUUCCAGGUGGUACUUAACGCAUAGAAGUCAAGGUUUCUCAAAAAAGAGCAUAGUGCUAGUCUGUGGGACAUUUGCAGCUAAAUGACAGAAACAAACACCUAAAAACUGGAAAUAGGUGCAGCUCUUGAGCAGCUCUUGGUUUGGACGGUUCAGAAAUUAACAGCAAAAAAACAACAACUAGCUCAUUCUGGAGAAGGCUGUGAUAUUCUUUGCAUCAACUCCGAAGGGUCUCUCUCUCUCUCUCUCCAGCAUUUAAAGGCUCAUCAAAAUGAAAAAUUGGAGUUUAUUUCAUUUGUUUCUCCAGACUGUAUUGAUAGUAGGCACAGCUGGCUUGACUUUAGAGAGUUGUUUCCAAGAGCAGCUGAAACUCCAGGCCCAGGUGAGACUUCUGGAACAAAGUGUGAAGCAGCAACAAGCCAAGAUUGUGCAGCUCUUAAUCGAGAAGGACAUGCAGUACAGAGAUAAAGGAAGUGAAAACAGUGUUAUUGAUCUGGGAGAAGAAAGAGAAUAUAAAGAUUGUGCGGAGAUCUAUAACGCUGGACACAAACAGAGUGGAUACUACAAGAUGAAACCUCUUGAGAGCCCCAGUGGAUUCUCUGCCUACUGUGACAUGUCAGAAGGAGGAGGAUGGACGGUCUUUCAGAGACGGUCAGACGGGAGUCAAAAUUUUGAUAGAGACUGGGCUGAGUAUGAACAAGGUUUUGGCGAUUUUGCUUCACCAGAUGGUGAAUACUGGCUUGGAAAUAAAAAUCUCCACUAUCUGACCUCUCAGGGGAAUUAUACCUUGAAAAUUGAUCUGUCUGAUUUUAUGGAUGAACAGCGUUUUGCACAGUAUGAAAAUUUCAAAGUUGGAGACGAACAGAGCUCUUACAAGAUGAACUGUGGGCAAUACUCUGGAACAGCAGGAGAUUCCCUCACUGGGGGGUUUCACCCUGAAGUUAAAUGGUGGGCAAACCACCAAGGAAUGAAAUUCAGUACAAAGGACAGAGAUAAUGACAACUACGAAGAGAACUGCGCUGAAGAAGAUAAAGCUGGCUGGUGGUUUAACAGAUGUCACUCUGCCAACCUGAACGGCCUGUACUACGAUGGACCCUACUCAGCAGCAACAGACAAUGGAAUUGUGUGGUACACGUGGCACGGUUGGUGGUAUUCUUUGAAAUCGGUUGUCAUGAAAGUCCGGCCGUCAGACUUCAGCCCUAAUGAGGUUUAAGUUUAAUGAUGUCGGCACUCAUAUUUUUUGUGCAAGCCGGUCUGGAUCGUAUGGGGACUUUGGCUUUCUUCAUCCAUCUCUGUGCAAAUCGUGGAAGACUCUACCAUGGAUGGGAGCUGAAUUUCCAGCCUAGAGCAAAGUGUUUCUGGGCUUAGCUGUACCUAGCCCUUUGUCAAGGCAAAUAGGUUUCACACAAGGCAAAUCAUAACCCUGCCCAGCAUUUACAGUGUGGCUAUAUGAACUAUUUAAAUACCACUGGGCUUCAUGAUAAAGGCCAAAAUUAUGUAUUUUAUUCUUAAAGAUAAACUGGACAGUUUACAUGGUAA
Messenger RNA from Podarcis raffonei (Aeolian wall lizard), 2276 nucleotides. It is a transcript of the gene FGL1, whose product is annotated as fibrinogen like 1. Lineage: Eukaryota; Metazoa; Chordata; Lepidosauria; Squamata; Lacertidae. Gene Ontology annotation, biological process: regulation of immune response; negative regulation of T cell activation. The record is from RefSeq and is a predicted model, not a curated record. The coding region runs from base 1009 to 1950 and encodes 313 amino acids. The transcript has 11 exons.